Molecule: messenger RNA, 2278 nt
Organism: Musa acuminata subsp. malaccensis (wild Malaysian banana)
Lineage: Eukaryota; Viridiplantae; Streptophyta; Magnoliopsida; Zingiberales; Musaceae
Product: protein LATERAL ROOT PRIMORDIUM 1
Biological process (GO): positive regulation of DNA-templated transcription
Cellular component (GO): nucleus
Molecular function (GO): DNA binding; DNA-binding transcription factor activity
Source: RefSeq, a predicted model, not a curated record
GAGUGGCCUAAAAGCUGAGCCGGAGCCUGGCGUUCUCUUCUCUUUUUAACAUACAGUGAGAGGGCAGAGAGAGAGAGAGAGAGGAGAGGAGAGGACAGGGACGGGUCCGGGCGCAAUGAUUACAUGUGUCUCGUUCCGGUUCCUCGAUCUCUCCGGGCCGUCGUGUACGCUGCUUGGGUUCGUCUCACCUCACGGCCCCCGACUCCACGUCACGUGACCGUGGUUCUUGUUGCUACUGAGAGGGACAAAACAGCCAAUGGAAGGUGGGAGAUGGUGCGAUGGGGGUUAGCUUUUACCACCAGCGGCAGCAGAGAUGACAACAGGAGGGGGAGACGGGGACGGGGAAAAGAAGGAGGGCAUCCAGAGGACUGGGCAAUAGGGGGAGAGGCAGAAAGAGUGAGACAGAAGAAAGAAGGGAGGGCAGAAAAGAGAGGGAAGGAGAGUGAUUCAGAAGGUACUACUCCCCACCAGAAGGAAUUUUCAGUCCCCACAGCCACACUCCCACCUCUCUCUCUCUCUCUCUCUCUCUCAACUUCUCCAACCUUCAACCACCCCCUAUAUAUGUAUGUAAGCAAAACUAAGUGAGGAGGAGUAGAUACAGUUCAUGGAUGACAGAUAUUAUAGAAGAUAUAUAGCAGGUAAUUAUAGAGGGAGAGAUUGAGUCAGAGGUAGGUGUGAGGAGAGAGAGAGAGAGAGAGAGAGAGAGAGAGAGAGGGAGAGGAAGAGGGAGAGACGGGGGAAGGGGGAAGGGAAAGGAGUAUAUAAGCUGGGGGAGGAGGCAUAGGUUUGGUUUCUUCUUCUUCUUCUUGAUAUAAGAGCAGCCGGGGUGGCUUCUGGAAGGCGAUUCCCUUCCGACACUGGCGCGUUCGCGGACUGGGUGGCCCCCUCGGCCGCCACAGCCAGAGGCGACGACCUCUGCCUCGGAUUUAAUGGCGGCGGCGGAGGAGGAGGGGGAGGGGGAGGCGGAGGCGGCGGGGGAGUAGUGUGGGCUGGCCCUGGCUCGUCGGCCGCGGCUGGGGGCGGUGGUGGGAGGCAAGACAUUAAUUACGGGAUACCUACCGAUAUGGGCAUGGUGGUGCUGGCCUCCGCCGCGUCCUUCCACCAGCAGCACCACCACGAGUCGCUGCUCGCCUCUGCCGCGGCGGAGCAGCACCCCAUCAUCCCCCUCCUCGCCGCUGCGCCGUGCCUUGUCGAGGAUGACAACCCCGCUGCGCGGGCCAAGCCCGGCGGUAUCCACCUCUGGCAGCCGGUCCUGCCCCAGCCGCCUCACCACCUCCCGCCCGCCCAUGGAAGCAACCCUAACCCUAAUGUCACUCUCUCCAAUUACCUCAGAAAGCCCGUGCCUAUGCUCGAUCCCACAGGAAUUCUCGCGGGUGCCGGCGCCGUCGCCGCGGGGGGAGGGACGUCUACGUGCCAGGACUGCGGGAACCAGGCCAAGAAGGAUUGCAGCCACCGGAGGUGCCGGACGUGCUGCAAGAGCCGCGGGUUCGAGUGCUCGACCCACGUCAAGAGCACCUGGGUCCCCGCCGCCCGCCGCCGCGAGCGCCAGGUCUCCGCCGCCGCCGCGGGCUCCUCCGCCUCCACCUCGGCGCCCAAGAAGCCGCGCCUCGUGGCCUCGCAGACCGGGACCGCCUCCCACACCUCCACCUCCAACACCACCCCUCCUCGUAGCUUCGACACGACCUCCAGCCACCAAGACGCGAACGUCAAAGAGAGCCUCCCGGCGCACGUACGAGCCCCGGCGGUGUUCAAGUGCGUGCGAGUCACAUCCAUCGACGACGGCGAAGACGAGUACGCCUACCACGCCAUGGUCAAGAUCGGCGGGCGCGUCUUCAAGGGCUUCCUCUACGACCAAGGCCUCGACGACGGCGGCAGCCACGCCGACGACGCCAAGGACGCCAUUCCCAACAUCUCGGAGCUGCACCUCGGGAACAGAAACGGUGGCGCUUCUUCGUCGUCGCCGAUGCUUCCCUCCGACGUCUUCGGAGGCAGCGGUGGAUUGAUGGGAGGCACCAACUACGGUAACCAAAUGAACUGAACUCCUCCUCAGCAUUCUCACACACGCACCCAAUCCUCUCACUGAGCUCAACAAUCCCAUCUUUUUUAACGUCGUCGUCUUGUGUUAUGUGAGACCAUGGAUGCCCGGAGGUGGCCGUGAGGGGUUGGUUGGUUCUACAUGUUGUAACCAUAUGUGUCUUCUCUAUCGACUCGCCUUCUUCUUCUUUCUACUUGAGAGACUAUUAUUUCUCGUUCUAAUAAUUCUAUUUGUUGCAUCCUC